Molecule: messenger RNA, 2097 nt
Organism: Capsicum annuum
Lineage: Eukaryota; Viridiplantae; Streptophyta; Magnoliopsida; Solanales; Solanaceae
Product: pentatricopeptide repeat-containing protein At5g15010, mitochondrial
Exons: 1
Coding region: 130-1920 (596 amino acids)
Cellular component (GO): chloroplast
Molecular function (GO): protein binding
Source: RefSeq, a predicted model, not a curated record
UAUCCAAACGCCUAAAAAAAGGAAGGUAAAUAGGUCUAUCUGUUAAAAAGGAAAAGAGCUUCGGGACAAAGGCUGUUAAGAGGGUAACCGAAAAAAAUUCAUUCAGUCAUUUGAUCGAACAAUUUCGUGAUGAGAUAUAACUCCCGAAGACUUGUAAUUUCCUUGUUCCUUCAUGGAAUUCACAGUCUCCACAAUACCAAUUUGCCAACAAGUAAGCUAAUUUUUUUCCCUAGAUCCACCAGUGUUCUCCGUAAUGGUGCUCUCUUCAGGUCUACUUGGGGAAUCAGGUUCUCUGCUUUUACUUCACUAGAUUCUGAUGUUGAAACUACUACUACAACAACGACAUAUCCAAUAUAUUCCUACGAAGUAGAGUCUAGAGAUGUUAAGUGUAUGCAGUCCAUAUCACCACCCUCUCAGAGGGGAGAUAGAGCGGUUGUUUCCGAUAGACCCCCGACUCAAGACAAAAACAGUCAAGAAACUGAUGUUGAAACUAUUGAAGCCAUUUUCAAAGAACCUGGGAUCAAUGUUAUUCAACUGCAUAACAAACUUGAGCAAUGUGGUGUUAGGCCUACACACGAUUUAGUAACUGUGAUUCUUUCUCGUGUACGGAAUAAUUGGGAAGUUGCAUUCACUUUCUUCAUUUGGGCAAGCAAACAAACAGGUUAUGUCCACUCUGUGCGUCAAUACCAUUCUAUGAUAUCUAUACUUGGUAAAAUGAGGAAGUUUGAUACUGCAUGGUCACUCAUUGAUGAAAUGAGACGAGGGAAAGAUGGUGGGCCAUCUCUUGUUAAUCCUCAGACACUCUUGAUUAUGAUAAGGAAAUAUUGUGCUGUACAUGAUGUGGGAAAAGCUAUCAAUACUUUUUAUGCUUUUAAACGGUUUAAAUUAGAUAUUGGAAUGGAAGAAUUUCAAGACCUUUUGUCUGCCCUGUGUCGCUAUAAAAAUGUAAAAGAAGCCGAACACUUGCUUUUUUGCAAUAGGAAUGUUUACCCGUUGAAUACGAAGAGUUUGAAUAUCAUUCUCAAUGGGUGGUGUCUGUCCCUAGAUGAUUUAAGUGAGGGAAAGAGGAUUUGGAGGUUGAUGAAGGAAAAAGGGAUUCCUCGUGAUGUUUUUUCGUAUUGUGGUAUCAUGUCUUGCUAUUCGAGGACUGGUAGACUCAAUGUUGUGCUUAAAAUUUUUGAUGAGAUGAAAUUGAAUGGGGUUGCACCUGAUGUUAAAGUUUACAAUGCUGUGAUUCAUGCUCUUGCAAAAGGAAGGUUAGUUAAACAAGCUAGGAGUGUGAUGAAGAUGAUGGAAGAGAAUGGUCUCUCCCCAAACGCUGUUACUUAUAACUCAUUAAUCAUGCCUCUCUGUAAAGCCCGAAUGCUAGAUGAAGCCCAAGAGAUCUUCAAUGAGAUGAUUCAACGAGGCAUACAUCCUACUGUCCGAACUUACCAUGCAUUGCUUCGUAGCCUGAGGACGGGGGAAGAAGUGUUUGAGCACUUGCAGAAGAUGAAGACGAUGGGCUGUUUUCCAACUCAUGACACUUACAUAAUGUUAAUCCGAAAGUUUUGCCGGUGGUGCCACCUUGAUAAUGUUUUCAAGUUGUGGAAUAAGAUGAGCAAAGUCGGCUUGGACCAUGAUCGAAGUUCAUAUAUAGUGUUGAUACAUGGACUCUUUCUGAAUGGAAAGCUGGAGGAGUCAUACAAAUACUAUCAAGAAAUGAAGCAAAAAGGUUUUCUGCCAGAGCCCAAGAUAGAUGAAAUGCUUCAGGCUUGGGUGGCUGGCAAGAGCAAUUCUCAAGAGAAUAAAGUAACAUGCCGUCAGGAGAACAAAGAGGCGGUCAAAUUUCAAAAAGCUGAUAAAAAAAGGGAUUUCCGUAAUAAACCUGAAAUGAGAAAAGUUAUGAGAGAGCGUGACUUCUCUUUCUGGGAUCAGUAGAUUAAUUGUUGAUUAUAAAACUAUGGUUUGGAUUCUGGCUCUGGUCACUGUGAAUACAGGUGCAUGAGAUUUCUCUUCGUUUAGAUUGUUUAACAGAAUAUUCUUGGUUUAUGUGUUCUACACAUUGGAAAUUUACUGCUUAUGCAAUUUAUUCCCAUAUACAUAUCUUUUUUAAGA